UGGCGACGCGGCCGGCCAGGGUUGUCGUCUCUGCUGGGCUACACCGUCCAAAUGUGGAGCCCUGACCAGCGGGGCGCCUGGACCACUGCCUCCACCCAGCAGACGGCCACCUCCAGCCACACCCCCACGCCCGUCUCCCUCACCGUUACCGACCUUCGCCCGGAGACACGCUACAUGUUUGUGGUCCGUGCCCGUAACUCCCACGGUGUGUCGCGCCCGUCCCCCGUCACCCACACCGUGAAGACGCUGGCCCAGGGGGCUGGGGGCGCGCCGCCUCUUCAUGAAAUUAGGGCGCGUCUUUCCCAGCCCGCCGUCCGCCUCGUCAGUGUAGAACCAGCCUCUGCAGCGUCACUUCAGUUGUCGUGGCAACUGUUAGUAGACUCGGCAUUGCUAGAGGGUGUCUAUGUGCGCUACCGGCCGCUGGAGACUGAACAUGGCAGCCCUGCUGGUGGUCUCAGCGUCGAAACUGUCCCCUUCCACGGCAACGGUCCCCCGCCGACCUCCCACGUGGUGAGCAAUCUGCGGCCCGCUACCUGGUACGAGCUGUUCGUGGUGCCCUUCUACCGCUCAGUGGAGGGUCAGGCCACCGCUGCCGUUCGGGCCACCACUCUGGAGUCGGCCCCGGCUGUGCCCCCGCUGGGCCUUCAUUACUCCUACAUCAACGCUACCGCCGUCCGCAUCACCUGGGACCCCAUCCCUGCCCACUCUUCCAACGGCCGCAUCACCGGCUACAACCUACAGGUAUCGGAUGCUGUGAACCAGAGCCACGUGGUGCUGAACACCACGGUGAACAGCACAUGGACGCUGGUGCCAGGGCUGGUGUUGGGCGCCACGUACCGCGUCACACUGCGGGGCGUCACGGCCAGGGGUCCCGGGCCCAUCUCCACCCCCUUGAACCUUACCAUUCCCCCGGGUGCCACCUCCUACCCACCAGACAUUAAGGAGUCCUCGCCUUUCGACAACAAUACCUACCUCAUCGUGGGCAUCUCUGUGGCCGCCGCCGUGCUCUUCGCUGCUCUGGCCGCCACCGUCUAUUGUAUCUACAGGCGCCGCCAGAACAACAAGUGUCCACAGUACUACAGUAAAGCCUUUGUGCCUCCAUCAGGUGAAGGCAGCGGGCCCUGGUCGGAGUACCCUGGGUGCUGGGGUGAGACAGGUGUUGGUGUUGGCGUGACUGGCACGAUGUACACAGAUGUAGGGAGUCAUGGUGUGCCCAUCACACAGCUAUACCACAGACCAACGGCUCCAGCCUCCAGCAAAAGUGGUUACGAGGGGCGCCAACCAGAGGAUGUGUACGAGGACCCGGACGGCCUCAGGCUCGUGUCCUUCGGUGGUCACGUCGACCCAAGGCCCAGAUGUAUGUCGCCGGAGCCUUACGCCACCACGCCACUUAUCAGGGACAUUUUUCGCGGGCCCGGAGGUAAUCGCCUGCCUCCUAACAUCCCAGUCAGCCCCGGCCAGUCCCCUCUGCCCAACAAGCCUUCCUCUGACGACUCGUGCACUAAGACAGCCUCCAGCGACCACAGCGGCAGCCACGCCAGUCACCGCUCUCACAACUUCAACACCCAACCAGAGAAAGGUUCUCUGACGGGUCCUGUGUUGCAGUUCCCUCCUCCUCCUCCGCCGCCCAUCAUGGGUGGUGAUCAGUCCAGCGAUAAUACUCUCGCUUCCACCGGCAGCCGUGGUCAGUCUCCCUCCACCAGGCUACUGCUUCAGCAGCUUCCUUAUGGUGGUUCUUCUUCUGGGGGCUCACAUAGGUCGCACGGCAGCCCCUUGUUGGGCCCACGCCCCCCACGAUCCAAUCUGCGUGCCCCACCCUCCCCCUUGGCCGGCCACGGAAUGACAGGCACUGGGGACUACGAGGUGCGGCUGAUGAAUAUGCGUGGGCCCCACCCAAGGUUGGAGGGUGACGAACAGCGCUACCGGACCGAACUGGGUACUGAAGACGGUCCCAUGGGACUCAACAUCCCCGAGGAGGCGAGCGACGUUGAGUGGUACUCUCAGCCUCUACUCAACGGCCGCACCUCGCCCGAAUCCUCGACGCUAGGUGACGCUGAAUCUGAGGACGAGUCCCGCUGCUCCUCGGGCGGAUCCUGCUGUUCGGCCGACCACCCUCUCUCUCACGCUCAGGAUCUUAAUUGGGCAGAGGCACUGAGGGCAGCUGGAGAAGCCAGGUGGGGGCGCGGAGGUUCUUUCUGCAGCACUGAUGACAGCACCUACGCGCCCACGCAGUCCCUGCAUGCACGCCCUCCCAGGCCUCCUUGCCCUAAGAAGCACAAGCCACGCCUACAGUACAAUCACCACGCCAACCUUGACCCCCAAACCUCUGUGACCUCACCCCUCGUGUAGGCAGAUGGGGUCAUAGAUGUCAGGCGUUUCGAGUUGUGAAUAAUUGUUGUUGACGCAAGAUAAAGACACAUGACCUGUACAUAAGAUGUAUUUUAUUACAGUGAACGCUAGUCCAAAAUACAUCGCUGUGCUUUGUGCUUGAAAUACGAUAUUUUGUUGUCGCUGUGGCAACACUCACAUAUAACUUAGUGGCCUUCUGUUCUGUGCUCGUCCUCUCACCAAUGGACAUUUCUUUGUGAAGACUCUCAAGAGGGAAAGACUAUUGCGGCAGCCCCAGUGAGGUCUUUAAUUCAGAGCUUUAUCUCCCAGAAAAACAAACAAACUUUUUGUGUGUAAAAUUAUAAAGCAAUGUUAUACGUGUAAACACUAUGGAUAAAUACGUGUAUAAACAGUGUAGUUGGCGGAGACUGAAGUGGUAGACCACAGUACAGCAGCCUGGCCACCACUGUCUCCAUGUUUGAAAACAUAAUUUCCUUACUGAAAAACAAAAAAUAUGCCCCUCGCCUUUCAUCCUGAUUUCUGAGCGUUUUGGAAAUUUUUUAUAUUGAAGUGGAAGCAGUUACAGUGUGUAGUCAGUGGCUGUAAAGUUAGUACACUUCCACUUCGGUUUUCAGGUGCUUCAUGUCGCUUGUCUUUGGUGAAGCCGUCGAUGUUCAUUUGUCCGUGACGGAGUGUGUAUGGGUAGGGGGGGGGGGAGUUUGAUAUCUCUUAGGCGAGACAAAACAAUGGCUGUCGUUCCCCUGUGCUUACUCCCUCCCGUUUUUUGUACAUCACCAAGAUAAUAACCAUGUGCUCUCGAUGUUUUGUAUCCUAGUGUGUUCGAGUUGAUGGGUCGUGGCGGGGAAAUGUUCCAACCAUCUCUGAAAAGAACCAUCCAGCGGUCGGUUGUUGAGGCUGAACUGGAGAGGUUGUGGGAGUUGCAGUCUGCUGUGUGACAAGGAAAUAUUCCUCUCUAAUGCAGAGAAUUUGGGAGCCUACCUCUCAGUUACUAGUCGAGUAGGUUAAUUAGAGUUCAUUCGUGACUGUCGUAGCUUCAUUUUAGUAUAUAAACAGGGCAUCAUAGGAAGAACCAUAACUUAUAAAGUCAUAUUAAGUAAUCUCCCAGAUAUUCUUGUACCGUAUCCGGCAUGGUGAGAGUCAGCUGGAUAGAAAAAGGUUACAUUGAUGUUCGUACAAUAUUUUACGAGCAUCUGUUGCCGGAGGAAUAACAAUCUAGUGUUGCUGAUGGGAAUAUAAGGAACUGUCUCACACAGAUCUGCCUCUUCAACACCUCCAGCCGUCAACAGACUCGGGUGUUAUUCUUACAGUUGGAACUAUAUCCCCUCUGCGUCUCCUACUGAGCCACCCACAGCAGAGUAGUGUUGAGCUACACCUGCCAGGGUUCAUCAUCAACAUGUUUGGGUUCGUGACCAGAGGGACGUGGGCGUCAGUGUGCCUCCCCUCCCAUGGUCUCCUCCGUGACCUCAACACAAGCUGUUGGUACAUACUUGUGGGUGCUAUAUCACGGCUCACGCAUGCGUCUUACGCUCAUGGAACAAGUGUGACGCCCACUUCUCUUAGCAGGUCCAGCAGGGACAUGGUCACUGUCGCUGAAAUACCAGCAGUCAUAUUUAGGCAAUCUCGACCAGUCAUUAAAGUUAAAAUUUCUUGGUAAUAACUUUCAGGACUUGGCAUGUAUAGUGUACCAGGAUACAUGAGUGGUAUUUUGGUGGCUCCUUACUGCAGUAGACAAGAGAGCCUGGCAUGUCCCUGCCUCCAUGUAGGUCGUCACAAUAUGUACAUUUAUCAUCUGAUAUUCAGACCCUUCAGCUGUGAUACAGGAUUAGUCAGUCUGUUGUCUUAACGUAGGCGUGAGUCUACCCCCAGCAGGAGCGGCCGACACAUCUGGACUGACUAGUUACAGUCAGUGGUACUCGUUUUGGCGAAACUGUGGCUGAACUUGCGGCCAUACCUGGCGGGUGACGGUACUCGAGGACCUUUGGUGUUACGUACAUAUCUAUGGUUCAUCCGCACACUAACUUGAGAAUACUCGCUUGUGUAAUAGUUUGUUCAAUCGCACAGUUACCAUAAUUACCGCCCCUGUGAGUAUUAGCACACAGGAGGUGAGUAAGCGUCCACUGGUCCAAAGCUACUUUAUGACCGCACAUACCUACUCCGCCAGAGGCCGCAGGUUGCCGCUGUUCCCGGCUGCCUUGUCUAGCAGGAGGCUGGACGUGGUCACCAAGUUCUACCUGCUCGGUGCUGCUUAUACCCGCCCUUACUGCCGCUGUUGCCUCAAAAUUGUGUCGGCUUUCUUCAUGUAUUAAAUGUCAAUUGCUGUUUUCAAUCGUUUAUGUAUAUUUAUUAUUGUAUGACUUUUUUGGAUUAAUGUAUAAAUUUGUUUGCACUGUGGAUGGUACGGAGAGCAUAAUAAUGCAUAUAAUGCCAUGUCAUACCCCAUCUAUUUUUGCAGGUCCAGUGAUCCUCCAACACUAGAGAAUUGUAUAGAGCAAAUUUAUUGUCAUACAGUGUAGGAGUCAGCGAGAGGCGCCUUGGUGCGCAGGUCAGCUGGGCAGGACGAGUCGUGUGUACAAAGGUAUUUUUAGUCAGUUUGUAUAGGAAUAUUCGAGAGUUUUAUAAAUAAAACAAGUUAAAUGGCA
Molecule: messenger RNA, 4988 nt
Organism: Homarus americanus (American lobster)
Lineage: Eukaryota; Metazoa; Arthropoda; Malacostraca; Decapoda; Nephropidae
Product: protein sax-3-like
Biological process (GO): axon guidance; cell-cell adhesion
Cellular component (GO): plasma membrane; axon
Molecular function (GO): protein binding
Source: RefSeq, a predicted model, not a curated record